AGGAAGCUAAGUUUGCAACGCAAAACAGAAAAACAUGGCAGCUGAGGUGGAGACGUCCACAGCCUCUGAUAAAUUUUCAGCCAAUGCUGAGGAAUUGGAAAGCUACUAUUUAAUGCUUGAAGCUGGCAAUAUACCAGAACUUCAAUGGCAAUUUCCUGGACGUCGAGCACCCUCUCCAGACGCCAGCGUGGGCGGCAGCAACAAGGAACUGGAAGCUGCCACCGAAACUGUUGAGCAAGAGCCACAAAAGGCAAACGAUUUUGAUUUCAGCGACGAAGUUGCACCCACUCAAAUGCGCGUACGAAGCCAAACGUCGACGCCGAAGUCGGCUAAGAAAAAGACGGCAAAUUUUGCCGGAGUUAUGGAGACGCUGAAAAAGAAAAAAACCGAGGGCUCCUAGCAGACAAGUGCUCUUCUUCUUCAAAGACCAGCAUAUUUGUAGAUAUGGAUGAGAACACACAAAAGUCUGUCUCUCUUCUACUAAUAGAUGGCGAUCAAGUAAUCGUGCGGGUGUAUGUGAAUAUUU
This is a messenger RNA of Drosophila virilis, 526 nucleotides long. It is a transcript of the gene Pa1, whose product is annotated as PTIP associated 1. Gene Ontology annotation, biological process: positive regulation of intracellular estrogen receptor signaling pathway; positive regulation of cell cycle G1/S phase transition. Lineage: Eukaryota; Metazoa; Arthropoda; Insecta; Diptera; Drosophilidae. Gene Ontology annotation, molecular function: nuclear estrogen receptor binding. Gene Ontology annotation, cellular component: MLL3/4 complex. The record is from RefSeq and is a predicted model, not a curated record.